CCUAACUUGCUUGGUUCAGCAGCCCCUGUGGUUACAGGAAAUGAGACGGAUCAACGAGCUUUACUCGAGUUCAAGGCAGAGAUAAUUGAGGAUCCUUUCGAGGUUAUGCACUCCUGGAAUAAUACAAUCCACUUCUGCCAGUGGUAUGGUGUUACAUGCGGUCGUAGACAUCAGAGAGUCACCUUGUUGAACUUGCGAUCCCUAAAACUCGUGGGGUCUAUAUCACCAUUUAUUGGAAAUUUGAGCUUUCUUAGGCUGUUAAACCUUGAAAGCAACAGUUUCAAUCAAGCAAUCCCUCAAGAAAUUGGCCGUUUGCGAAGAUUGCACACAUUACUACUGGGAAACAAUAGCCUAAGUGGUGUAAUUCCUUCCAAUUUGUCUAGUUGUUCUCGGCUUGAGUCAAUUGUGUUUGGAGGCAACCUGCUAACUGGAGAAAUACCAGGUGCGAUUGGUCUCUUGUCAAACCUGAUAGGAUUUAGUUUUAGCGGAAAUAAUUUAAGAGGAGGUAUCCCACCUUCUUUGGGUAACAUAUCCUCUCUAGUGUAUAUUUCCGUGGUUAAAAAUAGAUUGAGUGGGGUUAUACCUGAAGCUCUUGGUAAACUGACAAAUCUUGAAGUCUUGGCUGUGUCGGAAAAUGGAAUUUCUGGUAUCAUCCCUACCUCAAUUUUCAAUCUCUCCAAUAUUAGAGUUCUUCAUUUGAUCAAAAACCAAAUACAAGGUAGUCUUCCAUCGAACUUAGGAAUCACUAUGCCACAUAUUGUACAUCUUUCCAUAGCGGAUAAUCAAUUUUUUGGACCAUUCCCCAUUUCAAUAUCCAAUGCCUCGAAUCUUCAAAACCUUAGUGUUGGGAUAAACAGACUUAGUGGAUCGAUGCCUUCAUUUGAAAAGUUGGAUAAACUAUCACAAUUUUCAAUCGUGCGCAACCAUUUAGGAAGUAGGACUGCAACUGACCUGAACUUUCUCUGCACUUUAAACAAUGCUUCUAGACUAAAGCAGAUAGAGAUAGCUGAAAACAACUUUGAAGGGGAAUUACCGGAUUGCAUAGGCAAUUUGUCGAGGAAUCUUGAAACUUUAAAUAUUCAAGGGAAUAGAAUAUUGGGAAGGAUUCCGGAUGGGAUUGGAAAUCUCAUCGCCUUGGAGGUACUAGCGGCAUCACAAAAUCAAUUAUCGGGUUCUAUUCCACUUGCCAUUGGGAGACUUCAAAAGCUAAAGAUAUUUUAUGCAUCUCUCAAUUCUCUCUCUGGGGCCAUUCCCUCCUCUUUUGGAAAUUUGACAAUGUUAAUCGAACUUGCUUUGAGAUAUAACAAUCUUCAUGGCAACAUUCCUUCAAGUCUAGGUAAGUGUGAAAAUUUGGUUGCCUUGAUUCUUUCUCAUAACAACCUUAGUGGUUCCAUACCCCCUGAAGUAAUUGGGCUCUCUUCCUUGUCUAUUGUCCUAGACUUAUCUUCAAAUUAUUUAACUGGUGUGCUUCCCGUUGAAGUGGGAAAUCUGAAAAAUUUAGGAGAAUUGUUUGUGUCCCAAAAUAGGUUAUCGGGUGUGCUUCCAAACAAUUUUGCUAGCAAUGUAAGACUGGAGAGACUGUUCUUGGAUGGCAAUUUGUUCCAAGGCCCCAUUCCUUCGUCUUUGAGUUCAUUGAAAGGCCUUUCAGCUCUAGAUAUAUCUAGAAAUACUCUUUCCGGUAUGGUACCAAUUGAAGGAGUCUUUAAAAAUGCAAGCGCUGCACUCGUUGAGGGAAACAGUAAGCUUUGUGGAGGCAUCCCUGAGUUACACUUGCCCAAAUGUAACUUGAAAGCAUCCAACAGGAGAUCGAGCAAUUCUCUUAAAUUAAAAAUUGCGAUUGUUUUCGUGAUUUUAGGAGUGACAUUGGUAUUCUCUUUUCUCCUCAUUUUGAGGUUUAGAAGUGAAAAACAGAAGCCAACAGCAACAACUUGUGCAGAAAAUUCACCUUUAAACUUAUCAUACCAAAUCCUCCUAAAGGCUACUAAUGGAUUCUCCUUGACGAAUUUAGUUGGCUCAGGUAGCUUUGGUUCUGUAUACAAAGGAAUUCUUGAAGAGAGUGGAGUAGUUAUUGCUGUUAAGGUGCUUAAUCUUCUAUGUCGUGGAGCUUCUAGAAGUUUCAUGGCUGAAUGUGAGGCACUGAAGAACAUCAGACAUAGAAAUCUUGUCAAGAUCUUAACAGCAGUUUCAGGAAUCGAUUAUCAAGGGAAUGAUUUUAAAGCAUUGAUUUAUGAGUUCAUGCAAAAUGGGAGCUUGGAGGAUUGGCUGCAUCCAUCAGUUGGCAUAAAUGAGGCAACAAAAAGCCUAAAUUUUUUUCAGAGAUUGAAUGUGGCUGUUGAUGUUGGUUGUGCAUUGGAGUAUCUUCAUCAUCAUUGUGAAACACCAAUUGUUCAUUGUGACCUCAAACCAAGCAAUAUUCUACUUGAUGAUGAAAUGGUUAGCCAUGUAAAUGACUUUGGGCUGGCAAAAUUCAUUACAUCAAAUAUGCAAAAUAACACUUCAAGCCUAUCAAGCUCCCUUGGGUUAAGAGGAACAAUUGGUUAUGCACCGCCAGAAUAUGGCGUGGGAAGUGUUGUGACAACAUACGGUGAUGUGUACAGCUAUGGCAUUCUCUUGCUGGAGAUGUUUACUGGGAAAAAGCCCACUGAUGGAAUGUUCAAAGAUGAUUUUAACCUUCAUAAUUUUGUUAAAACAGCUUUGCCAAAUCAAGUGGCUGAGAUUACAGAUCCCAUUCUUCUUCAAGAAAGUUUUCAAGGAGAAAUAAUGAUCAAUAAUACUCACAUCCAGAGCAGCCAAGGAGAUAACAGACUUCCUCAAUACCUAAAUUCAAUAUUUGAAAUCGGAAUUGCAUGUUCUGUCGAUUCGCCUGUUGAACGAAUGAAUAUGACUGAUGUUGUUGCUAAGCUUUGUUUUAUAAAAGACAAGCUGCUCCCAACUCGACCAUUAAGAUCAACAGGUACGCAAUCUUGUUUAUAAAUCCAAGUAACAAUAACACAUGAGUCAUUAUAAAUAUUUUUAAAAAUGUUACAUCCUUUACAAAAUGCUAAACCCAUGAUAUGUUCUUAUUUAACUGAUAUUUUCAUUCAAGUCCUAACUGGUUUUAAAGUUAAAUAUUUCCUUCAGCUGCAGGUACUAGGUGAUAGUUUGUUGGCUUGUGAAGUUGCUGCACUCUUGAUUGGCAUUGCAUUUACAACAAACUCUAUCCUCCAAACUGAGAAUAAGAAAAGAUAAUUAUUACCUCAGCAUAUAUAAGAAGUAACCAUUCCCUUGUUUUCUGAAGGAUCGACUCUGGAAGAAUGUAGGAUUUAGCUGCAAGUUCUAGUCUUUGUGCCUAUCAUUUCUUGAAUAAAAUACUUUUCCUUGUAUUUAACUUUCUGUGAUUGAGGGAUUAUGUCAUAUUUAAAUUUAAGUUGUAAGUUCAGCCAUGUUAAUUCUAGAAAAAUGAAUAAUAGGAAGCCUUUAGUUUAUAAUUAUA
Messenger RNA from Theobroma umbraticum, 3472 nucleotides. The record is from RefSeq and is a predicted model, not a curated record. NCBI's taxonomy places the organism in Eukaryota, Viridiplantae, Streptophyta, Magnoliopsida, Malvales, Malvaceae.